AUGAGAGACGCCAAGAGAGUCCAUUUGCCUCUCAAUGUGGCUCCCGCCGCGAUGGGAGACCGGCCGCAGCCAAUACUCAAAGCAGGAGCGAGCACAGAUCCAACACCCGUCACACUGAAUAUGGCUCUAAACCAUCAGCCUGCCGGAGUAUCAAAGAUUCAAAAAAACGAAGGAAUGCUUAGUGGAUUUCUUAUGCAUCCAUCGGCUUUUAUUGAUGAGGAUGAAUCAGAGGCACCGCCUCCUCCGGUGCUGAACUGGCCAACUACUGACGGCAUACCAACAACUCGCUCUUUCAAAAGGCCUUCUCGUGCCACCAUUACAGAUUCAGAGGUUAAAAUUGAAGGGCAACCAGCGCUUGGGGGCUUGGCUGGUGCUAACUUUGGAGAAGUACCAAUGCUUCCCGCUAUGGAUGCUGAAGGACAACCCGCGCUCCCUAAAAUUCAAUCAACUGUAACGGAAACAGACGUGCGGCCAGCAAGCGCAGGGAAACCAGACGCAUUUCGCCAGUCGUCACGACCCACCAGCUCUAUUCAACAAAGAAUCGUCAAAAAGUUGCGACGUUCAGAUUACAUCAAGGCAUUAGAACCAAAAGUUAUGUUGCCAUUUGCGUCUCGGCCUGGGCAGACCCCACGAAAGAUUGAGAUUGAGAGAAAGAAAAGGCUGUUCUCACAACAAAACAUAGGCGACUUGAUUCACAAUGCUAUUGCUCCCAUCGGGCAAACCGCCAGCGUCACGCAUUUAGAAGAUGUCAAGGAUAAUGCAAAAGACCUAUCGAAUUCAAAGCUGUCACAGUCGCUUAGUAGUCCUGUAGCAUCUACGACUUUUGGGGACUUUUUGCCUUUGGAGAUCUUCGACGACACGGAAUUUGAGAGCAGAGAUCUCCAUGAAUGGCUUGAUAUGGAAACAUACGGUGUUCAAGAAGAGCCACUCGUAUCAAAGGUCGAAUCAACGAGAUCAAAGGCACAGAGGCAGAGGACCGCUUUCAAAACGGAAAACUCGAUCCACUACGCCACAAUUCCGGUGCCGGCCAAAGCGUUCCAAGGCGAGACUUGGCGAGAUUGUGUUAUGAUCGCAUAUAAUGAGAGGUCUGGGUUGUGGAAGGUGAAAUGGCGAAACUUUAGCGGAUGGGAACUCGCGCAAAGUCAUGACACAGAUGAGACAGAAGAAGAAGAGGAAGAGGACGACGACGAGGAGGAGGAGAUCGAGGGUGAGGACCAAGAUGAACCCAUUGAAACCGAGGGGAGUGGGAGCCGAAUGAAAAGUGCGACAAAUCGAAGGGAGGCAUGGGUUCAUCGUAUCAAUCUCUUUUUUCUUGCCGAAGAUCCUUUCAAUUUUGCAAGGCGUGUUGCUGCCGCCUAUAACCUUCGUGAGCAAGUUGCGCGUAGCCUACGAUAUAACUUUUUUAUAGAUUGCAUGCCCACCGAGCAGUCUAUUCAAAUACCGGGGUCUCAGCUCUCUCGCAUAUCUGAGAUUGCCAUGCAGACAGAGAAGCAACUCAGGCGCACUCUCAGCCAGCCAGCUGUUGACCUGAUAAUGAAUGAAGUCAAGCGAGACUACGCACGGGCUAUGAACAAGCAGCUUUUUGACGUCGAGGUUACGUCUCCAGAAACAAAGGGUGCAUAUGAGUCUCUAUCACUGCCGGACCUGCAACAAUCAGAAUCUGUACCGGCGAUCCGAAAUUGUGUUGUGCCUGCAUACGAUUACACAAAGCACCAGAAAGAUUUCAGUUUUUCGACAUUCCUUAGCAGCAUAGAGGUCAUUCGCACUCUAUCCAAGAUAAGGAUUGAGUGCGACAAGCUCGCGAGUGGGAGCCUGUUUGUUGCGAACAUCACGAAAACUGUUCGGCUGGAUGAGUUUGAACAGACGCAGAAUCAGAGCUUGCAGAACAUGAAGGCAUUUCUAAAGGAUAGCUGGGUUAACAUGCUGAAAACUGCCUUGAGAACCGGCUUCAAGGAUGUUGGAAAAGGAUGGUACAAUAUGAGAGAGACCAACUUGGAAGUCUACAGGAUCAGCAAACUGAAGAAGUUUAUGACUACGGUCAAAUUUAUCAUGCAAGAUUCGUUACGGUUUCUUGUUUUGAACUCCCUUGGGGAUUACAUUCGGCUCAUCAGCUCAAUCAGCUGCCAAAGAGUCAUUGUAAACGGAACCAACGAUGUUAAAAUCAUUGAUCCCUUCGUAAACAAAAUUAUGGCCGGCGAGAGCAGCACGAGAAAGCCCUUAUUCAUGAUUGACCUCGUAUUUCGAAACGGCAAGUUGCAGUACGGAAUCGACUUUGAGCACUUUGAAAGUGUUAUUCUGUCGAUUUUUGACAAAGCUCUGUCGACUGUGGAAGGGCUCCCCGAGUUAGAGCCAUUGGUACUUGAUCAAAUGUUUUGGGCGGCGAAGCCCACUUUACAGAUACCGCACUCCAGGGAAGUUGGCAUUGUGCAGCUCCGUCAACGCCUGGUGCAGGCACUCCGUGACGGCAUCUCCCCACUGCAGCAAUAUCAAAAGCAAUAUGAUCGCCACCUCAAAAUGCUGAAUUUGGAUAUUGCUCAGUAUGCACAGCAGUACGAGGCCGAGGAACACACUAUUGAUGAGAUGGAACGUGAUAUUGCGAAGCACUUGCAGGAAUGGGAAAUUCUAGACAAGGAGAUACCUAGUCAUCUCUCGCUCGGUUUGUUCUGGGUAAACUGUGAAAGCAUUAGAAGCGCUCUCCGCAAGGAUCUCAGCAAAGUUGUAUUGGACAUUCUCAGCAAGCGUAGCUCUCGCCUGGCUCAAAGCAUCUCACAAGCCUUUGGUGCCGUCCAAUCAAGGCUGAAAGAACGGCCGGUGAAGAUCGAAGAACUCACGGAGCUUCGCGAGUACAUGCGUUUAAUUCCGGAAAUUGUUCGAACACAAAAUGGUCGCAUCAGCGAGAUGUUGCAUAACUACGAAAUUCUGGAAAAACAUCGCUAUGAGCUUUCAAACGAAGAUUUCAGAGCACGAUGGCAGGCAUAUACUUGGCCCAUACGAAUUGAUGAGCUUGUCAAACAAACCGAGUCAGCUCUGGAAGUUGAUGAGCAAGCAUUCCUACGCAAUCUCUCUGCCGACCAAGAGAUCUUUAAGGAGCGAGUCCAUACUCUUGGCACCAUUAUUGUCGAUUUCAGCAAGCAUACGGACCUUGGGCGACUGGCUGACAUUGUCUUGGAGGUGCACAAAACGUCACUCGAACUCAAAGAAUGCCAGAAUCUUGUUGCGCUCUUUAACAGUAGAGAACGAUUGUUUAAUUUGGAGGUUACUCACUAUGAUGAGGUCACGCAACUGGGGAAGGACUUUGAGCCUUACAAAAGUUUAUGGCUAGCCGCUAAUGACUGGACCAAGUGGAGGAAUCAGUGGCUCAACGGCAGCUUUCUGGAUCUCAACGCUGAAGAGGUAGAAAAAAACUUAAUGAACGCCUGGAGAACAAUGUUCAAAAGCAUCAAACACUUUAAAAACCAACCUGGGUGCCUGGCAGUAGCUACUCAGAUGAAGGAUGAAAUGGACGAAUUCAAGCCAUAUCUACCCCUUAUUCAAGCAUUGAGAAACCCGGGAAUGAGAGAUCGUCAUUGGGAAAGGCUUAGCGAAGAACUCAACAUGAAAAUUCGUCCUGACAGCAACUUGACCUUGACUGACAUUUUGAAGUUGAACCUUCUCGAAAGGGUAGACAGCAUUGCAAAAGUUUGCGACACAGCCGGUAAAGAGUACUCCAUUGAAGCGGCCUUGGAUAAGAUGGACAAUGAAUGGAAGAAUAUCAGUCUUGAGAUCAUCUCCUAUAAAGAUACGGGCACAUUCAUCAUGAAGAUCUCGGACGAAGUGAUCCGCCUUUUGGAUGACCAUAUUGUUAUGACGCAAAGUAUGAGCUUUAGUCCGUACAAGAAGCCUUUUGCGGAACGAAUUGCCCUAUGGGAAAGCAAACUCCGAACGGUCCAGGAAGUGGUGGAAGCUUGGAUGGCCUGUCAACGAUCCUGGCUUUAUUUGGAGCCGAUCUUUAGCAGCGACGAUAUAGUAACGCAACUUCCCGUCGAAAGUAAGCGCUUUACUACAAUGGAUAGAACGUGGCGAAGAAUCAUGUCACAAGCAAAGCAAAGGCCUGGAGUCAUUGAAUUUUGUAGCGACUAUAAGCUCUUAGACUCCUUCAAGGAGUGCAAUAAGCUUCUGGAGCUGGUAUCCAAAGGUCUAUCUGCGUAUCUGGAGAGCAAGCGUAUCGCCUUCCCCCGAUUCUUCUUCCUUAGUGAUGACGAACUGUUACAAAUCUUAUCGCAAACGAAAGAUCCAACCGCGGUUCAGCCACAUUUGCGAAAGUGUUUCGAGAAUGUGGCCAGCUUAGAGUUUGCGGAGGACAAUUUGAUAAUAGCCAUGUAUUCCGCAGAAGGGGAAAAGAUCAUGCUGGCAGAGCCUUUCUAUCCGAAAGGUCCUGUGGAAGAUUGGCUCUUGCGCGUUGAGGAUCAGAUGCGUCGUAGCGUGAAGAAAGUUAUUAUUGAUGGGCUGGCCUCCUAUCACCUUAAGCCACGUACGUCCUGGGUUUUGGAUUGGCCUGGGCAGGCUGUUAUUGCUUGCUCGCAAACCUACUGGACUCGGGAAGUGACGGAAGCAUUGAAGGCCGGGCAAAGCGGCGUCAAGUCUAUGUACACGCGUUUACUUGGUCAGCUCGAAGGUUUGGUUGGUUUGGUAAGAGGGGAGCUGUCGUUCUUGUCCCGAUUGGUGUUGGGCGACUUGAUUGUUAUCGACGUACACAGCCGUGACGUCGUCAAGAAACUUAUCGACGCUGGAGUAACAAACGAGAAUGAUUUCGAAUGGAUAAGUCAGCUGAGGUAUUAUUGGGAAGAAGAUGACCUUCGAGUGAAGAUUGUGAACGCAAACUUUCGAUAUGGCUAUGAAUAUCUCGGUAACACCGGUCGUCUUGUCAUCACACCCCUUACCGAUCGUUGCUACCUGACUUUAAGUGGAGCUAUGCACUUGGGUAUGGGUGGGGCACCAGCCGGCCCUGCAGGCACUGGAAAAACCGAGACUGUCAAGGACCUUGCAAAAUCAUUAGCCAAACAAUGCGUGGUCUUCAACUGCUCUGAUCAGUUGGAUUACUUGGCAAUGGCAAAAUUCUUCAAAGGGCUGGCAGCAAGUGGGGCCUGGGCAUGCUUUGACGAAUUCAACCGGAUUGACAUUGAGGUCCUCAGUGUCGUCGCUCAACAGAUUACCACCAUACAGAAGGCUGUCGCGUUAGGAGUAAACAGAUUUAUGUUUGAGGGUGUGGAUCUGCCCCUGGAUCCCACGAAUGCCAUUUUCAUUACCAUGAAUCCCGGAUAUGCUGGACGUACUGAGCUUCCUGAUAACCUGAAGGCUUUGUUCAGACCGGUUGCUAUGAUGAUUCCCAACUACGCCAUGAUUGGGGAGAUCUCUUUGUUCUCCUUUGGUUUCAGCAACGCCAAAGUGCUUGCAGAGAAGAUGGUUGCGACAUUCAAGCUCAGUUCCGAGCAAUUGUCAUCUCAAGACCACUACGAUUUUGGAAUGCGUGCUGUCAAAUCCGUCAUUUCAGCUGCUGGAAACCUCAAACGCGAGCAACCAAAUGCGGCGGAAGACAUCAUUAUGCUUCGAGCCCUGAUGGACUGUAACUUGCCCAAGUUUCUCGCAGAUGAUGUUCCUUUGUUUAAUGGAAUCAUCAGCGACUUGUUCCCUGGCGCGGAACUACCCAAAAUAAAUUACGGAGACCUGCUCCAAUCGCUCCAUGCGACGUGCGAGAAACUCGGACUCCAGGCCGAGGACUCUUUCAUCAAUAAAUGCAUACAGCUGUACGAAACUACUGUCGUUAGACACGGGUUAAUGCUGGUCGGACCUACUGGAGGCGGAAAAACGAGUUGCUGUAGAGUGCUUGCAAAGAGUCUGAGUGCAUUGCAGGGUAAAAAAGCGCCCAAUGGAAAAGAGUUUCAAAAAGUCCGAGUUCAUGUGCUGAAUCCAAAGUCAAUCACAAUGGGUCAACUGUACGGUGAGUUUGACCCGCAAACCCACGAGUGGUCCGAUGGUAUACUUUCCGCUUUGAUGCGCGAGGGUGUCGAAGACACGACUCCAGACAAAAAGUGGUAUGUGUUUGACGGGCCUGUUGAUGCUGUCUGGGUGGAGACAAUGAAUACUCUACUCGACGACAACAAGAAGCUGUGCUUGACAAGCGGAGAAAUCAUCAAGAUGGCUCCUACACAAACAAUGAUGUUCGAAGUGCAAGAUUUAGCUUAUGCUUCUCCGGCAACAGUCUCCCGCUGCGGAAUGAUAUAUAUGGAACCGGAAGCUCUUGGCGUGCUGCCGUUAGUAAAAAGUUGGCUAGCUAGCCAGGAGCAGCAUCUUCCUAGUCAGCUUGCAAGCGUUUUCCGGAUUACUGUCCAGCCCCUCUUUGACUUCUGGUUGGAGAGAGGCCUGCAGUUCUUGCGUAAAAAUCUCAAAGAAGCUGUACCCACGACGAACGGCCAUCUAGCGACGAAUCUGAUGAAGAUUUUCUACUGCAUGAUUACGCCCUUCAUGCAAACGGAGGUCGAAGUUCCAGGAGGUGGAAAUGCAAAUGCCGCAACUACACAGGCAGAUGCAUUGGAGAGAUUCGUACAAAUGAUUGAGCCCUUCUUUCUUUUUUCAUUCGUCUGGUCAGUGGGAGCGACUGUGGACAGGGAAGGCCGCAAGAAGUUUGAUGCGUGGAUGAAGAUACAAAUGGCUGAGCGACCGUUGGGCACACCUUUCCCGGAUAAGGGCCUAGUUUACGACUACAUUUUCGAUCAAGAGCAAAGCAUAUGGAUUGACUGGAUGUCGUUCGCCCCCGAAUUUCAGAUGAAUCCGAAGCUCAACCCAAGCGAAGUAAUUGUGCCAACUAUCGACACAAUACGGAACACGUACCUGUUGCAUCUCCUGCUCCAUCAUGGGUGUCAUGUUCUGACCACUGGGCCCACCGGCACGGGGAAGACCGUAACCAUUCAGGAUAAACUCAUGCGAGGAAUGGACCAGACAUUCAUGCCACUCGUCUUCAACUUCUCAGCGCGCACCAGUGCCAAUCAGACUCAAGAUCUAAUUGACAGCAAAAUGGAAAAGCGACGAAAGGGUGUUUUUGGCCCGCCGGUCGGAAAACAUUACAUUCUGUUUGUCGACGAUCUCAACAUGCCCGCUCUCGAUAUAUGUGGAGCACAACCUCCUAUUGAGCUCCUACGUCAAUGGAUGGACUGUGGAGGAUGGUAUGACCGAAAGAAUGUUGGGAAGUUCAUGGAGAUUGUCGACAUCACGUUUGCUUGUGCAAUGGGUCCUCCCGGAGGUGGUCGAAAUCCGGUAACCCCGAGGUUCACACGGCACUUUAACCUUUUGACCUUUGUGGAGAUGGAUAACCCAUCACUGCAACGCAUUUUCAGCACAAUUUUGGGAUCCUUCCUCAAUAGGUUCAACCCGGAUGUACAAAAGCAGACCGAUCCCAUUGUUGCAGCAUCCAUUAGCAUCUAUAACACAAUUCGCACCGAAUUGCUACCUACUCCGGCAAAAUCGCAUUAUACGUUCAAUUUGCGGGAUCUGGCCAAGGUCGUCUUAGGUGUCCUCAGCGCAGAUCAGAAGACUGUGACGACCUCUGCCGACAUAGUUCGCCUUUGGGUGCACGAAUGCUUGCGAGUGUUUCAAGAUCGAUUAGUGGACUCAACCGAUAAGAGUUGGUUCCUUUCUCUCGUAAAGCAGUCCAUGAACAGUCAUGUUGGAAUGAAUUAUAGUGAGGUGGUUACUACAGAGCCGUUGCUGUACGGCGACUACAUGACCCCAGGGGCAGACCCAAAGGUCUAUACGGAGAUCAAGGAUAUGAAGCGAUUGGUGAAACUAGCGGAAGAGUAUCUCGAUGACUAUAAUAGCACUACAACAAACCCAAUGCGGCUCGUGAUGUUCUUGGACGCCAUUGAACAUGUCAGUCGAAUAUGUCGAAUCAUUCGUCAACCGGGAGGACAUGCCCUACUGCUUGGUGUAGGCGGUAGUGGGCGACAAAGUCUCAGCAGAUUAGCCACCUUCAUGGAAGAGUACGAGAUUUACCAAAUCGAGAUCACCAAGAGCUAUGGUCAAACAGAGUGGAAAGAAGAUUUGAAAAAGAUUCUCUUCUGGGCUGGAUUAGACGCAAAGCCCACGGUUUUCCUGUACACGGAUACGCAAAUCAUCUCAGAGAGUUGUUUGGAAGAUAUCAACAAUCUGUUAAAUAGCGCGGAUGUACCAAACAUCUAUACUGGGGAAGAAAUGGAUCGCAUCCUCAACGCCAUGAGACCUCUGGCUAACGACAUGGCUAUUACACCCACGCGCGAAAACCUCUUUGCACUCUACAUCAGUCGUGUGAAACAGAAUAUGCAUCUGAUCAUUUGCAUGAGUCCAAUAGGCGACGCAUUCAGAACACGGCUACGUAUGUUUCCCAGUCUCGUUAAUUGCUGUACAAUUGACUGGUUUUCCACCUGGCCCGAAGAAGCCUUGCGGAGCGUCGCAGCGAAUUCUAUUGCUGAAAUCAACGAUUUGGGCUCUGAGCAGGUCAUUGAUGGGAUCGUGAAUCUAUGUGUGGUAAUGCACGAGUCUGUACGCGAGCGAUGCGUGCAGUACAAAGCUGAACUGAACAGAAACAAUUAUGUGACGCCAAAAUCCUACCUCGAGCUUUUGGGCUUAUACAAGCAGUUGCUUGACAAGAAGAGAAACGAAUUAUUGGCUCUUCGGAAGCGUACCGCCACAGGUCUGGAAAAACUACUCAACGCAACCAAAGAAGUAGAGAUAUUGCAAGAAGAGUUGGAAGCAAUGCAGCCCAUGCUUCUGCAAACCAGUCAGGAAACAGAGUACACGAUGAAAAAGAUUGCGGUGGACAAGGUGAAGGCAGAGGAAAUACGAGAAAAUGUUGUUACGGAGGAGGCAGCCUCCAACAAGAAAGCAGAAGAAACCAAGGCUAUUGCUGAUGAUGCCAAGCGAGAUCUGGAUGAGGCUCUACCUGCUCUUGAUGCCGCGCUGGAAUCCCUCAACUCCCUAUCUAAGAACGAUGUCAUUGAAGUCCGUUCAAUGCAGCGCCCUCCAGAGGGUGUAAAGCUUGUCAUUGAGGCCGUCUGCAUCAUGAAGGGCGUCAAACCAAAGAAGGUCGACGGCGAUAAACCUGGAAAAAAGAUUGAUGACUACUGGGAGCCAGGAAAAGCCUUGUUGGCGGAGCCGCAGAAGUUUCUGGACGGCCUUAUUAAUUUCGAUAAGGACAAUAUUUCUGAGGCAACUAUUCAGAAAAUUAAACCGUACAUUGAUUCACCGGAUUUCCAGGUUAGCGUUAUUUCUCGCGUAUCAAAAGCAGCGACUUCGAUGUGUGCCUGGGUUAGAGCAAUGGAAAAGUACUAUUGGGUCUCUCGUUCCGUGGCUCCAAAGCGGGCCCGCCUACAGGAGGCCCAACAGUCACUCGACGCUACGCUGAAAGUGUUGGCGGAACUUAAAAAGAAGAUGAGAGAAUCGGAAAUCAAUAUCAAGGAAAUGGAAAAGAGAUACAGUGAAUCUGUUGCCAAAAAGGAGGAGCUAUCCCGGAAAGUGGAAGAAUGCAACGUAAAACUUUCUCGGGCUGGCAAGCUCAUAAGUGGUCUAGGUGGAGAAAAGCAGCGGUGGGCCUUGACAGUCGAUCAAUUGGACACCAAAAUUAGCAACGUCAUAGGAGAUAUUUUGUUGGCCGCAGGAGCUAUCGCAUACCUUGGACCGUUCACAGCAGAAUAUCGGACGAAAUUGAUCAACGAGUGGACGGGGUCCUUGUUGCGGCUCAAGAUCCCGCAUUCGGAGAGCAUAUCCUUGUACGAUGCCCUCGGAGAUCAUGUGAAGUUACGGGAAUGGGAACUGAGUGGGUUGCCGAAAGAUUCUCUCAGCAGGGAUAAUGCUAUAAUCGUCCAGAAUUCCCGACGAUGGCCAUUGCUCAUUGAUCCCCAAGGUCAGGGUAACAAGUGGAUUCGGAAUAUGGAGAAAGCGAACAGCCUAGAUAUCAUUAAAUUAACUGACAAGGACUUUUUGCGGACGCUGGAGAACGCCAUCCGCUUCGGAAAACCAGUGUUAUUAGAAAAUAUUGGAGAACGACUUGAUCCUGCUCUGGAGCCAAUUCUGCUAAAGCAGACCUUCAAGCAAGGAGGCAACACAGUCAUUAAGAUCGGCGACAGCAUCCUUCCUUACCAUGACGAUUUCCGCUUCUACAUAACAACAAACCUCCCUAACCCUCUUUACUCACCCGAAAUCAGCGCAACAGUAACGCUGCUGAACUUCACCCUCGCGGCUAGUGGACUGGAAGAUCAGUUAUUGGCCAUCGUCGUGGCAAAUGAGCGGCCUGAUUUGGAAGAAGCUAAAAAUCAGCUGACAAUAAAUAACGCCCAGAUGAAGAAAGAACUCAAAGAUAUUGAGGAUAAGAUUCUAUACUUGCUGUCAUCUGUUCAGGGUAGUCCUGUCGACGAUGAACGCUUGAUUGACACGCUAGGUGCCUCGAAGGAAACCUCAGAAGAGAUUCAACGCAAGGUAGCCGCCGCUGAACAAACUGAAAAGGAUAUCGACACUACGAGAAAUAAAUAUACACCGGUUGCCGUCCGGACACGCAUCCUUUUCUUCUGCAUCACGGAGUUGGCGAACAUCGAUCCAAUGUAUCAGUACUCUCUCAACUGGUUCAUGAAUCUCUUCGUGUCCGCAAUUACCCACUCGGAAAAGAGCGAUGACAUCGAUCAGCGUGUUGCCAACGUCAACGAAUACUUUACAUAUUCGCUGUUUUCCAACGUCUGUCGGUCGCUAUUUGAACGGCAUAAGCUUCUCUUCUCAUUUUUACUGAUCAUUCGAAUCUUGAUGAAUGGAGACAAAAUUGAUGGAGAUGAAUGGAGAUUCCUGCUUACCGGCGGAACCGGUAGCGACAAGAAGAUGCAGAAUCCGGCACCUGACUGGCUCGCUGGAAACACUUGGGCUCAGAUACAGAGUUUAUCAACUUUACCGAAUUUCAGUAAUUUUGAGCAGGAUUUUGCAGAGUUUAUCGAAAGCUUCCGGAUGAUAUUCGAUAGCUCGCAACCGCACAAGGAACCUUUGCCGGGGAGAUGGAACAAUGCUUUAUCUGCCUUUCAAAAGUUACUCGUUCUUCGAUGCAUCCGACCCGAUCGAAUAACGUCGGCUGUACAAGACUUCGUUGCGACUCAGCUGGGCGAGCGCUUCAUUGAACCUCAAACGUCUGACUUACUGGCACUGUACAAGGAGUCUACUCCAAUUACUCCUCUCAUAUUUGUGCUUUCUCCUGGUGCCGAUCCUGCCAAUUCUUUGUUCAAAUUUGCAGAAGAGAUGCGCUUCAGUAAGAAGCUGAACUCCGUUUCAUUGGGACAAGGGCAAGGUCCACGCGCCGAGGCAUUGAUAAAGGAAGGCAUGGAAAGAGGCCUCUGGAUUUUGCUGCAAAACUGUCACUUGGCUCCUUCUUGGAUGCCUACUCUGGACCGUAUCAUUGACGGCAUGACUCCGGAUAAAGUGCAUCGAGACUGUAGGAUUUGGUUAACCUCGAUGCCAACACCAAAGUUCCCUGUGAGCAUUCUACAGAAUGGGGUGAAGACGACUGUGGAGCCGCCUAACGGUAUCAAAGCAAAUUUACUUCGAACAUAUGCUACAUUUAAUGAGGACUAUCUGAACUCCUGUACCAAAGCGAGAGAAUGGAAGAAAUUACUUUUUUCAGUAUCAUUCUUCCAUGCAGUGGUUCAGGAGAGGCGCAAGUUUGGAUCGCUUGGCUUCAACAUUCCAUAUGAAUUUACAGAUGGUGAUAUGCGCAUUUGCAUUCGCCAGCUGAAUAUGUUCCUCGAGGAAUAUGAAGAGGUUCCAUUCAAGGUGUUAAAGUACACUGUUGGAGAAAUCAACUACGGUGGACGAGUUACGGAUGACUGGGAUCGGCGCCUUAUCAUGAAUAUACUGGAAGACUACUGUAAUGCCAAGGUUCUGGAGGACGGGUACAGGUUUUCGUCAAGCGAUCUCUACUAUUCCAUCCCGGCGGACAACUACAAUGCAUAUAGAAACUAUAUUCGAGGACUACCGAUUGAGGAAACAACGGAAGUUUUUUCGAUGCAUGAAAAUGCAAAUAUCACCUUUGCCCAGAAGGAAACCUUCACCUUGUUUGAUACCCUUCUCGCUCUGAUGCCCAAAACGAGCAAGAGCGCAGGGGCCAAAUCGCGUGAGGAGCAGCUCACAGAUACAGCAAUGUCAAUUCAAAGCCGGGUUCCGAAACCUUUCCCCUUGGAUGUUGUUCUUACGAAGUACCCGAUCGAGUACAAAGAAUCUAUGUCGACAGUGCUUAUUCAGGAAGUUAUACGCUACAAUCGGCUCCUUGCGACAAUUCAUUCGACCUUGGUUGAGCUCAUGAAGGCACUGAAGGGAUUGGUUGUCAUGUCCGAGGCAUUGGAUACAAUGUGCAACAACAUCUACAUCAACCAAGUUCCCCUAGUGUGGGCAGCGAAAGCGUAUCCAUCCCUAAAAUCACUUUCUUCAUGGGUGAUUGAUCUAGUUGCACGAUGUGAUUUUAUUCAAAAGUGGAUUGACAACGGUAUACCAACGGUAUUCUGGAUUAGUGGAUUCUUUUUCCCGCAAGCAUUCCUGACCGGGACAUUGCAAAACUAUGCGAGGAAAUACGUAGUAUCAAUUGAUGUCCUAAGUUUUGACUUCAAAGUUGUCGACAUGAGAUGGGAGGACAUCCACACGAAACCGGGCGACGGAUGCUACAUCAGGGGACUAUACUUGGAAGGUGCACGAUGGGAUGCUACAAAGCGAACGCUAUCGGAGAGCAGACCCAAGGAACUCUACACUGAAAUGAGCGUGCUAUGGUUGCUACCAAAACCUAAUCGAAAGAAACCCGAAGCAGGCAUUUAUGACUGCCCUGUAUAUAAAACGUUGACACGAGCAGGCACUCUCUCAACGACCGGGCACUCUACCAACUAUGUUUUGACCAUAGAAAUGCCAACAGACAUGCCCCAGUCGCAUUGGAUCAAGCGUGGCGUCGCAUUGGUCAUGUCUUUGGGCUCAGGGUGGUAGCGGAUGAGAAUGUUUGUAAUGUAAUUUGUAAAUAGAUUCGACGAAUUGAUGUAAGGCGACGCACUGAUUAAAUACAACCUCAAUGAAGACCCACA
This is a messenger RNA of Spizellomyces punctatus DAOM BR117, 13100 nucleotides long. RefSeq lists its product as uncharacterized. The record is from RefSeq and is a predicted model, not a curated record. Bases 1 to 13005 code for a protein of 4334 amino acids. Lineage: Eukaryota; Fungi; Chytridiomycota; Chytridiomycetes; Spizellomycetales; Spizellomycetaceae. The transcript has 20 exons. Gene Ontology annotation, cellular component: dynein complex. Gene Ontology annotation, molecular function: ATP binding; ATP hydrolysis activity; dynein intermediate chain binding. Gene Ontology annotation, biological process: microtubule-based movement.